Molecule: messenger RNA, 5817 nt
Organism: Thalassophryne amazonica
Lineage: Eukaryota; Metazoa; Chordata; Actinopteri; Batrachoidiformes; Batrachoididae
Gene: dot1l
Product: DOT1-like histone H3K79 methyltransferase
Biological process (GO): DNA damage checkpoint signaling; regulation of transcription regulatory region DNA binding; DNA repair
Cellular component (GO): nucleus
Molecular function (GO): histone H3K79 methyltransferase activity
Source: RefSeq, a predicted model, not a curated record
CAAGAUGGCGGCGAUACAGAUGAAGUGUUACAGUCGGUGGACAUGAAAUUAAUUGAAUUCCAAAUGUAAAGCCGAUUCAGAUACGUUUCUACACCUGUCCACACAGUCUUUGUACUCGCCGCGCUUCGAGCGUCGACGUCUGUUUGGAUUUUGCGCAUUUGAAGGUGUUUUUCUUGGAGAUGUUGAGGUCGGAGCUCGGUCACUAGCUGCUGGCUAACAGAGAGCAGCUCGUAGCAGCGAAGCCACUCCGCCGGGCCGCCGCCAGCUUUAGGAUGGGAGAGAAGCUCGAGCUCAAGCUCAAAUCUCCGGUUGGAGCCGAACCUGCAGGUUACCCGUGGCCCUUACCCGUAUACGAUAAACAUCAUGAUGCUGCUCAUGAAAUCAUCGAGACCAUCCGGUGGGUGUGUGAAGAGAUCCCAGACCUCAAGCUGGCAAUGGAAAAUUACGUACUCAUUGAUUAUGACACCAAGAGCUUCGAGAGUAUGCAGAGACUUUGUGAUAAGUACAACAGAGCCAUCGACAGUAUUCACCAGUUGUGGAAGGGGACCACCCAGCCCAUGAAGCUGAACAAACGUCCUUCCAAUGGGCUGCUGAGACACAUCCUACAGCAGGUGUACAACCACUCAGUGACCGAUCCAGAGAAGUUGAACAACUAUGAGCCCUUUUCCCCUGAAGUGUAUGGAGAGACAUCUUUUGACCUGGUGGCUCAGAUUAUUGAUGAAAUGGAAAUGAUGGAGGAUGAUACCUUUGUUGACCUUGGCAGUGGAGUGGGGCAGGUUGUGCUGCAGGUUGCUGCAGCAACCAACUGUAAACACUACUACGGGGUAGAAAAAGCAGACAUUCCAGCCACCUAUGCAGAGACCAUGGACAAAGAAUUUAAAAAGUGGAUGAAAUGGUAUGGGAAGAAACAUGGGGAGUACACAUUGGAGAGAGGUGAUUUUCUGUCUGAAGAAUGGAAAGAAAGGAUCGCCAACACAAGUAUUAUUUUUGUGAAUAACUUUGCCUUUGGUCCAGAAGUAGAUCACCAGCUGAAGGAGCGCUUUGCUAACAUGAAGGAAGGUGGGAAAAUCGUAUCCUCAAAACCUUUUGCACCUUUAAAUUUUAGAAUAAACAGCAGAAACUUGAGUGAUAUUGGCACAAUAAUGCGUGUGGUGGAACUUUCACCGCUGAGGGGUUCAGUAUCCUGGACAGGAAAGCCAGUGUCCUACUACCUGCACACCAUUGACCGCACCAUACUUGAAAACUAUUUUGCUAGUCUCAAAAAUCCUAAACUCAGGGAGGAGCAAGAGGCAGCUCGGCGACGUCAGCAGAAGGAUACUAAGGACAGUAAAAGCAAUAGUACAACACCCACAAAAACUAGAGAACAAAGCAAGCAGGACUCCUGUGGUGAGGAGGAGCGUCCUAGCUUAGUGACAGUGGUCAAAACAUCUGCCAGACCCAGAAGAACCAGACUUCUCUCCAAAGGUCGUAAGUUGAACAACAAGAAGCGUGGUCGACCCAAGAAAGCUGCUGUGGCCGCUGCGGAGAAGAAAAACAAGAAAAAUCAGAGUGCCCUGGAUCUUCUGCAUGCUAAGACCCUUUCUGCAGCACCACCUCAGGAUGCAUACAGACCACCUCAGAGUUCCUUCUAUCAGCUACCUCCCAAGGAUCAGCACUAUCCCUCUCAACUGCUGCUGAGCCAAACCCCUCCUGGUCUGCAACAACUGUUAGAUAACAUUAAAGUUCAGUACCUCCAGUUUAUGGCCUACAUGAAGACAUCUCAGUACCGGACCAACCUGCAGCAGCUUUUAGAGCAGCAGAAGCAAAAACACAGGGACCUGUCAGGACAAGCAGAGCAACUUCAUUCUGUCUGUCAGUCUCACAAGGACAAGAUCAAAGGCCUCAUUCAGACCAAACUGGACCAGCUGGGAGUCAAAGCUUUGACUGUGGAGGACCUGCUGCAGGCUCAAAAAGAGAUAUCGGCCCAUAAUCUUCAACUGAAAGAGCAGACGAAGCAGCUUGAAAGAGACAUGGCCUUGCUGAGAGAUCACAGCCUACUUCUGCUGAAGUCGCGAUGUGAGGAGUUGAAGCUAGAUUGGGGCUCUUUGUGUCUGGAGAGUCUUUUGAAGGAGAAGCAGGCGCUACGCAAACAGAUUUCUGAGAAACAGAAACACUGCUUGGAGCUACAGAUCAGCAUUGUGGAACUGGAAAAAAGUCAAAGGCAGCAAGAACUACUUCAGCUCAAAUCUUACAGCCCAUGUGAAGACUCACCAUACAGGAAAAGCUCUUCUGCAGACAUGGACUCCUCUAAGCUUGGAUUGUCAUCAGCUCCAACUCUAAAUGGUGUCAGCCCAGAGCUGUCUAUCAAUGGCACCGGCUCACCCUGCUUUGACCGUCCUCACACCAAGGGCGAGUUUUUGUCCCGCUAUUUGCCCAUUUCCCCAGACCAUGAGAUUUUGCCUGCAACUGCUGAUGCAAGGCAGAGGCAGCAAAGCUGUUCCCACCCGCUUCCUGACUACACUCGAUUCUCCCCUGCCAAGAUUGCGUUGCGGAGGCACCUGAACCAGGACUCCACUGCCUGUGCUCAGUUGAGAUGGCCGGGGCUGACCACACACAGGGGAGAAUUUGCUGGUGUAAACUCUCCGCCUACUGCAAAACAGAGUUGUUCUUCACCAAACACAUCCGAUGCCCAGACAACAACCUUGAAGAGUUCCGAGAGGUGUGGCAAGAAGAGUCCAUCAGUCCAGAGUGACAACAGCAUUACAAGCCUUCCUAUCAGCAUCCCUCUGAGCACUGUUCAUCCAAGUAAACUACCAGUCAGCAUCCCAUUAGCCAGUGUGGUGCUGCCCAGUCGUGCUGAGAGACUGAGAAGUACUCCAAGUCCCGUAUCUCAAACAGGACAGACCAAUGGAUAUUCUUCCACCUCAGGACUGAUGAAUGGAGGUCCCCAUUCUGAGGACCAUAAUGGUGCUGCUUCUUCUCCUCCUCCAUAUACAAACACUUCUAUUUCAGGACCAACAGGUAGAGGAGGUUCCAUCCAGAGCCCCCCACUCAGCACUGGGGGGGUGCUUCAGUAUGCAGAUGGACCCCCAAGGAUUCUUCCAGAAGAAGAACAGGAUCAACAGGAUGGAGAUUCUGACCAGGAGCCCCAGGACAGUGAAUUGCGUAGGAGAAUCUUUUUCUCUUCUUCUUCCUCUGCUUCCUCUUCAGGCAGUGGAUGCAGCACGGCCAGUGCGUCACGCCUACAUCAUCACACUGGCAACUUUGCAAAACAGGGAUACCACAAUAACCAUGGAAACCACCACCACCACCAGUCCCCCAGCACACAGCACACCCACGCACCUACACAUAUAUCAUCACAGCACUCCUCUCACAGCGUUGGUGCUCAAGAGGGACGUAAGAGGGGGCGAAGAAAACGCAGCUCUACUGGGACUGUUACGGCCAGCAACUCCCCAAAGAGGAGGUCAUUUCCUGGGCUGGGAUCCAGCGGUCGCUCCACAGGAUCACCACUCAAUAUCAACUCUAUGGUGAACAACAUCAACCAGCCUUUGGAGAUCUCUGCCAUAUCCUCUCCUGAGCAGUCAAGUCGCAGCCCCAAUGGUCUUGACUUGGACCAGCCUCCCAUAUUAAAGAGAGAGCGCCCCCUUGAGCUCAAUGGCACAGGCCGUUUCUCGUCAGCUCCUAGUUCUGAUGACGAGGACUCGGGUUACCCUGCAGACAGCUCUAGCUCAAGAAUUGAAAGAAAAAUUGCUACAAUUUCCUUGGAGAGCAGAGAUGGACCCAACAGAAUAGGGGAAAGUGAAAGAGGCAGAAAAUCUGGCAGCACCAGUGGUAACAGUACAGGCAGUGAGGCCUCGUCAUCUUCCUCCAUGUCAUCUACUGGCAAAUGGAAAUCCACCUUUUCACCCAUUUCUGACCCAAAGCAACCACACUCUGACAUGAGACAAGUGGGCUCUCCCUUUGGCAUGGGAGGCUCCAGCCGGGGAACAGACUCGGAUUCUGACCACAAACAGCAUCAGCAAGUGAGGAAAGGGAAUGAUGGAGAAUCCUCCAGCUACAUCUCCCCCAACCCUUUCCUCAGUCAGGACGCAGGGCCUCGAGUUGGAGGCAGCAGUGGUGGGAUGGCCCAGGGAGGUAGUGGUUUAGACCAACGCCAGGCCUUCCAAAAGCUGAAGACUGGUAGCAGCUUAGCCAGCCAGAACCUCUUCAUUUCUGCUGCUGCCAGCAGCGGAGGAGGCAUUCUGAGUAACAAAGUGAGCAGUCCUGCAGCAGUGUCGUCAGCAGUCGGGUCCACAGUAGGACAGUACCUGGGGUCUCAGUUCCCGCUUGGAGGGACCUCGGUCUUACAGUCCUUGUUUGGUGCCCAGACAGGUGGAACCACAGUGAGUGGGUCCUCACGACUCGUCAAUGGACACUCUGCACUGGGAAGCUUCUCUAAUGCCGGAUUGGCAGGGGGGGCAGCUGGAGGUAAUUUAUGAAAACUACCUCAACAUUAAGUAACCUAUGCAACUGUCCCGGUGUGGACUGCGGCACUGUCCUUGCUCACUGGUGCUUCAACACGUCUGCACUACUCAACCGCCUCCAAGACCGGCUUCUGUCAUGGGAUUUCUCAUACAUACACACACUCGCGCACACACACACGCACACUAAACUACACUGCCACUACUGUGACCUUCAGCAAAGUCCUUAGGUACUGAUCACAUCUCAAUGAGUGUUGGAUUUUUUUAUUUAAAUUUUUUGGUGUUUGGCAACAUUUUAAAAUCUAAUAUUCAGUAAAAGUUAUUUAUUUUUCAUGAUUUAACAGCAGACGAGAAGACACUUUGUUGUGUUCCCAGUGAAAGCUUCAAGGGAACCUUUUAUUUAAAAAAAAAAGAAAAAAAAAAGAAAGAAACUUAAAAAAAAACAUGUAACACCACAAAAAUACCUUUUGUCACAAGCAGGCACUGGAUAGCUGGUAAAAAGUAAAAUUUCAGCUUUUCCCUUGUGUUUUCUCUUGGACACAGUGUUUCACUGAAGUAGCGUUCAGAUAUGCUGAGGCCCCACGCAUUGAUAACAUUCAAUCACCAGCCAGUUCACUGAUCUCAGAUCUGACUCUGUUUCUCUGCAUGCAUGGCUUCUCUCUCUCUCACUCUCUCUCUCAUUCUUGUUCUCUGUUCUUCCCGUAUUAAAACAAAACUUAAGCCUUGUUUCACACUGGAUAGUAAAUGAAGUUACUCGAAACACAGGGCAUACCGUGGGUCCUUACUUAACACACUUUUGCAGUGAUUCCUGGUGAAGCUCGACUCAUUUUUCAUAAUAAAAAAUAAAAGGUCAGAUUAUCUGCCUUGAGGUUUUGUUUCAGGAACAAAACCAAAAGCACCAGCGCGGCAUUAAAGAGUGAUCCAAACAUUUAUCGAAUCUUUUCAAACCACUCGUCUGCCGUAAUCCUCUGAUCUGUUCACCUGUAUGCAUAGUUUGUUACAAUGUUUUCUGAUAAAACAUUUGUAACAUAUGUGUCUUAUGUUACUGGUUCAACAGCUAACUACACUAGCUACUAAUGCAUGUAUGUUAAUAGUUGUUCUACUAGUUUUAUCUGAAAAACUCAGUUACUAAAUAUUUGAUAGAAUAUAAUAAAAAUCAUCAAUACCUGAAGCCUUCAUUUACAUUUGUGUUCAAAAUAAUAGCAGUGUGCUUUCAAAAUGUGAGUAAAGCUCAAAAUCCUUGAAACAGCUUUUAUUUCCAUACAUGCAAAUGGAUUGUGAACACACAUUCUGUUCCAAAUCAAUACAUGAAGAAAAAAUGAUCAAAAUUAUUACUUUAUAGAAAGUGAAGAAAGAAGAAUGUUAGGCUGUUCAAAAA